Molecule: messenger RNA, 5190 nt
Organism: Scleropages formosus (Asian bonytongue)
Lineage: Eukaryota; Metazoa; Chordata; Actinopteri; Osteoglossiformes; Osteoglossidae
Product: adhesion G protein-coupled receptor A3-like
Exons: 19
Coding region: 822-4871 (1349 amino acids)
Biological process (GO): cell surface receptor signaling pathway; G protein-coupled receptor signaling pathway
Cellular component (GO): external side of plasma membrane; plasma membrane
Molecular function (GO): protein binding; G protein-coupled receptor activity
Source: RefSeq, a predicted model, not a curated record
CAGGAGCUGGAACUCAAUGGGAAACUCGUGAGGCCAAAGGCAGGAGGGCGAAGCUGCCCGACAGGGAGAGCGGAGGCGCGCAUUCAGCACUUUGGUCCAGAGCGCGGAGGCGCGCCCGCGCGGGACCUCGCGGAACCACCAGCGGUGGUCGGUUCAGCCGGCGGGGGGGGGCUGCGGAACGGCAGGUCUCAGUGGACCGGCUCGGACACACACACACUUUCUUUGUAGGAAUCUGAUUGUCCGGCACUCGUGUCCAAACAAGGCAGAAGCGAUCAGAAACGCUGAGACUCGGGGGAAGUUCUGAGUGUGUGUGUUUGUUUAAGAGCUGCGUUUGCUUUUCGCUGCACAUGUAGUAGGACAAAAGAAGAGAAACUUUUCUGCGUCCACAUUUUGUUACGGUCGUUGCUGCCAGAUGUCACUUUUUUUAAAAAAUUUGUUCGCAUUGUCCUGGCUUGUGGAACUAGCAGGAUUCUUCACAACUCUUUACCAUGGGCUAUGGUAAAGCAAAAAUUGGGAAAGUUUUCCCGGCCGUCACGGCUGGGUCCCCCCGGCUUCUGCUGGACUUUGGGCUCUACAUUCCCACAUGGGAUGUUUUAAGUUGAACUCCUACACUUGGUAACUACUUGCGAGGAGAUGGUGGUGGUGCGACAACCAACUGGGUGAAACACGGGUGGAAAAGUCGCGUUUCCUCCCGCCACGGGACGGUGACCCGCCGUGGACGUCUGAACCGCAGCGAAUUUACAGUCUGAUCACAGUCUGCCUUUUUUUUUCUUUUUCUUUUUCCACUUGCGCCACACUUUUUACUUUUAUACUUUAUUAUAAUGCCCUCCCUCGCUGUUUCUGAGGAGCCCAGCGCUUCGGAGACGCAGAUGGGCCCCGGCUUCUCGGCGUUCCUCCGCGUCGCCGCGCUCCUCCUGCCGCUUCUUGGCAGCGCCGCCUCGCCGUUUUCCGUCGCCGACUGCAAGUCGUACGACGAGCGUCCGAGGAGCGCGAGCAGCGCGAGCAGGACGGCGGGAACGGGGUCCGCGGGGCUCGAGAGGAAGGUCGUGUGCAGCAACAUGGACAUCGGGCACGUGACACCGUCUCGCGGCUUCCCGGAGAGGACCGUCACCUUGAUUCUGAGCAACAAUAAAAUCCAAGAGUUGAAAAACGGCUCCUUUAUGGGCCUCUCUGCCCUGGAGAGACUGGACAUUCGGAACAAUAUCAUCAGUCACAUAGAGCCGGGUGCCUUCCUUGGGCUGCUGAACCUCAGAAGGCUAGACUUGUCCAACAACAGGAUUGGCUGCAUGCGCGCCGACAUGUUCGCCGGCCUCCCAGGUCUCGCUAGAUUAAAUCUUUCAGGGAAUAUGUUUUCCUCUGUGCCGCCAGGAACUUUUGACAGCCUUACGUCUCUGAAGACAGUGGAGCUCCAGACAGCUUUCCUGCUGUGUGACUGCAGCCUGCUGUGGCUGCUGCACUGGGCCAAGGAGAGGGGCGUUGCCAUGAAGGACACACGCUGCUCGUACCCACGUGCCCUGCGGGGCCAGCCAAUCGCCUCCCUCCAGCCUGACCUCCUGACCUGUGAUGCUCCUCUGGAGCUGCCGUCCUUCCAGAUGACGCCGUCGCAAAGACAGAUCGUGUUCCGGGGCGACAGCCUGCCUUUCCGCUGCCUGGCGUCCUACGUUGACAAAGACAUGCAGGUGCUUUGGUUCCAGGACGGCAGGAUGGUGGAGCCCAACGCCACUGAGGGCAUCUUCAUCGAGAAGAGUGUGGUCCAGAACUGCUCGCUCAUCGCCAGCGCUCUGACUCUCUCCAACGUCCAACCGGGCUCCACGGGCAGCUGGGAGUGUCUGGUGAGCACCAGGCGGGGCAACAGUACCCGUGCCGUGCCCAUCGUGGUACUGGAGAGCUCUGCCAAGCACUGCCCCCCGGACCGGGUGACCAACAACAAGGGCGAGUUCCGGUGGCCACGCACGCUGGCUGGUAUCACCGCCUACCUGCCCUGCAGCCGCCCGGCCUCUGGGACAGGCAUCUACGCGGGCACACCUGGCGAGGAGCAGCGAGCGUCGCGGGGAUGCGGCAUCGAUGGCCGUUGGGCCGAGGAGAACUACUCCCACUGCCAGUACAGCAAUGAUGUCACCCGUGUGCUGUCCAUCAUCAACCAGAUGCCCCUGAACUUGACCAAUGCUGUGACCACAGCCAGACAGCUUCUGGUCUACACUGUGGAGGCCACCACCUUCUCUGACAAGAUGGACAUCAUCUUCGUGGCGCAGAUGAUUGAGAAGUUUGGCAGGUUUGCCGAGAAAUACAAAGAGCUGGGGGACGUCAUGGUGGACAUCUCCAGCAACCUGAUGCUGGCGGACGAGCGGCUCCUGUGGCUGGCCCAGUGGGAGGCUCAGGCCUGCUCCCGUGUCCUCGAGUGCCUGCAGAGGAUUGCCAGCCAUCGACUCACCAGCGGAGUGCAGGGCUACACCACCAAUUCCCACAACAUCGCCCUGGAAGCUCACACCAUCAAAGCCAGCAGCUUCAAUGGCAUGACCUGCACACUUUUCCAGAAGGUGACCGUGGACCGUGGGGCACCGCGCGAACUCAGCGGCCGCAGCUCGGACGUGAACCUGGACAGGCAGUUGAGCUUCAAGUGUAAUGUCAGCAGCACCCUGUCCAGUGUGGCCCUCAAAAACACCGUUCUGGAAGCAUCCAUCCAGCUGCCGCCCUCACUGCUCUCCAAGCUCCCUGGUUAUGGCCUGGAGGAGACUGUUUACAGGUUACAGCUACUAGCUUUCAGGAAUGGAAAACUUUUCCCCUCCACCAGCAACUCCAGCCUGCUGGCAGACCAGGGAAGCCGGAGGGCCGUUGCCAGCCCAGUCAUCCUCAUCAGUAUCGAUGGCCACCCGCUGACAACCCUCCAAAGCCCAGUGAAUGUGAUGCUCCGGCGGUUCACUCAUGGUUCCGAUCCAGUUGCCGCGCACUGGAACUCGACCCUGCUGGAUGGUCAAGGCGACUGGGAUCCCACUGGUUGCCACAUCCUCCGCUCCGACAGUAACUUUACCACAAUCUCCUGCAACUUGCUGGGCAGCUAUGCUGUACUGACGGAUGCGAGUGGAGCAGAGCUCUUUCCCCAAGCUACUCCCAUGUUGCACCCAGUUGUCUAUGCCACAGCAGCCAUACUGCUGCUCUGUCUGCUGGCUGUCAUCAGCAGCUACAUCUGCCACCACAGGUCUGUGCGGAUCAGCCGUAAGAGCUGGCACAUGUUGGUGAACCUGUGCCUUCAUAUAUUGCUGUCAUGCGUGGUGUAUGUCGGGGGUGUCACCCAGGUACGCCACACCAGCGUCUGCCAGGUGGUGGGCAUAGUGCUGCACUACUCCACUCUGGCUACUGUCCUUUGGGUAGGAGUCACAGCACGCAACAUCUACAAACAGGUGACCCGCAAGGCCAAGAGCUAUGAGGAGCUGGACGAACCCCCACCCCCUCCCAGACCCAUGCUCAGGUUCUACCUGAUAGGUGGGGGUAUCCCCAUCAUUGUCUGUGGUAUCACUGCAGCUGCCAACAUCAGGAACUAUGGAAGCCAAGUCAAUGCACCUUACUGCUGGAUGGCGUGGGAACCCAGUCUGGGGGCCUUCUAUGGCCCUGUGGGCUUCAUCGUGUUGGUGGACUGCUUGUACCUCCUCAGCAUCUUGGUCCAGCUCCAUCGCCACCCAGAUCGACGCUACGAGCUGAAGGAUGUGGCUGAGGAAGAGCAGCGGUUGCAACCUGAUGGUCCGCUCCCUGCUGUCUCCCAAAGCAACCAGCUCACCGACCCACCCGCAGGUCUGGAGAAUGAGCAUUCAUUCUGGGCCCAGCUGUUGGGCGUCUCUGUGGCCCUCGUGCUCUUUGUGGCCCUUUGGGCAGCAGGAGCCCUGGCUGUGUCCCAGGAGCCCCCACUGGACCUGCUUUUCUCCUGCCUCUUUGGGGUAGUGGCGCUUGGUUUGGGCUCCUUCCUGGUGACCCAUCAUUGCACCAACAGGGAGGACAUGAGACGCCUUUGGCUGUCAGCCUGCUGUCCUGGCAGGUGGGACUACCUGAUGCAGGUAGACGGCCCGCUGGCCAAGCCCAGCACGGCCAAAGGCUGUGACCCCAAGUCAUCUGGCAGUGGCGCAGAGUCCUCCUGCACCAACAAGUCCACUUCCAGCACCAAGAAUUCCUCCCAGGGUUGCAAACUGACCAACCUGCAGGCGGAGGCUGCACAGUGCAAACCUCUCCCACUCCUGCCCACCAGCAAUGGGACGUCAGCCCUGCUGGACAGCAGUGCAACAGAGCACUCUGUGGACAGCGAGCUGCAGAUGCACGUGGCUCCCAUCGAGCUGAUGCUCCGCCCCAACGGGCAAGCGGGGAGGCCCCACAGGAGCCGGGCCCGGGUGCAGCGGGCCGGCCGGCUCGCCGUUUUGCGGGAGUAUGCGUACGACGUUCCCACCAGCGUGGAGAGCAGCGAGCCUAACAGGCCAUGCGGGAGCCGGCGGACCGGACUGGAGGGCACCCGUCGCAGUCGUCGUGCAUAUAGAGAGCGCUUUCAAAGCCGGAGCCAGGGCCAACUGGACAGCAGCGAUGGCAGCAGUGUGGCGCCUCGACGGUGCCGCAGCAUGGACGUAGCCAGCGGGCUCAGCGCUGUCAGCAGCGGCAGCAGCGCCACCGGGGAGGCAGAGGUCUCUGGUGGAGAGCCCCCAUCAGAUACCAACAAAAAGAACUUAGAGCCACACUUGAGCGUAGAGAACGAGGGACACUCCAAGUCAUAUGGCCUGAAUCUGACCAAUCAGAAUGGACUCACAAAAGACAGUGGGCGGGACUUGUCCUUAGUCGUUACAGGCGACAGUGGCAAUAUAAAGACCGGCUUAUGGAAACAUGAAACUACUGUGUAGUAAUUAUUUGUUUCCAGAAAAAAAUGUCCCACUUUUUAUCUUCAAAAGAGUCUGAAAAGUGUAAAUAUGUGAAAAGCCCCAGAAUAUAAAUAGUGAAAAAUGGAGGAAAAAAAGGGUUGACUGUAAGAGGUUGCAGUUGAUUGCAGUUGCUUUUCUGAAGUCACAUAUUUUUGUACCACACUUACUGUAUUAUAAUGUUAUGAUAUUACAGGCUUUCCUUGACUUGUAUUUCUACUUAAUUUUUAAAAAUUUCUUAUACAAAACUGCAUGGCCUGCAUUGCCCUGGCUAUACAAAACUCUGGGCUGCUUUUUUUUUUUU